Volvox carteri f. nagariensis is the source of this 3204-nucleotide messenger RNA. RefSeq lists its product as uncharacterized. Gene Ontology annotation, cellular component: nucleus; DNA replication factor A complex. Gene Ontology annotation, molecular function: single-stranded telomeric DNA binding; damaged DNA binding. Gene Ontology annotation, biological process: DNA replication; telomere maintenance via telomerase; nucleotide-excision repair. The transcript is spliced from 14 exons. Bases 1 to 2703 code for a protein of 900 amino acids. NCBI's taxonomy places the organism in Eukaryota, Viridiplantae, Chlorophyta, Chlorophyceae, Chlamydomonadales, Volvocaceae. The record is from RefSeq and is a predicted model, not a curated record.
AUGUGCAUGCUGAGCGCUCAGGUCACUGAAUUAAUUGUGUCGGGUGCUCUCACCUCUGGUGCCAUCGUCCAGAUAUCGGAUUUCAUCAUAAAUCAGGUUGCUGCAAAGAGGAUAUUUAUCGCGCUCAACUGCCAGGUCCUGGAACAAUACGGCACUUACGGACCUGCCAUCGUCAUCCCGCCCUUUACGGAGCUCCUCGACGCUCAGAAAUCUGCCGAGGAGCAACAAAAUGGCCAGCUGCCGGCUACUGGUCAACAGCAGCAGCACGGGUACGGGGGAAAUACCGGGGGAUACGGCUCUGCGCCACCGCCUGUGAACGGCGGCGGUAUGUAUGGUGGUCCCCCGCCGCCCGUCAAUCAAAAUUACAAUGCUAAUCAAUACCAGCAGCAAGGGGCCCCGCCUGGAAGCAUGUAUGGCGGGCCGCCGCCUCCGGCAAAUGGGGGACAGCCCGGCGGCGGCUAUGGUUCUAGCAGCGGUCCUUAUGGCGCGGGCGGAAAUUCCUACCCCGGCGGUGGAGGUGAACAGCAGCAACAGCAGGGCAUGUAUGGGGGGGGACCGCUGCCACAGCAGAAUGGUGGAGCCAACGGGUACGGCGGCCGAGGCGGCGCUGCACCGCAAGCCGGCUACAACCCAUAUGUGGCCCCUGGCGGUGCCGGUGGCGGAGGUGGGUCACGGCCACCUCCACAGUAUCAGGCUCAAGGCGCCAUUGCGCGGGAUGAGGCGCCGCCUCGUAUUAUGCCCAUCUCUGCCCUCAAUCCAUACAUUGCCCGCUGGGCCAUUCGGGGGCGAGUCACCAGCAAAGGCGAACUGCGCAGGUGGACCAACGUGAAGGGCGAGGGCAAGGUGUUUUCGUUCGACCUGUUGGACCUGGCGGGCGGGGACAUCCGGGCAACGGCGUUCGGGGCAGAGGCGGACAAAUUCUUCGAGACUAUAGAGGUGGGGGCCAUCUAUCAGAUUAGCAAGGCCAGUCUGACCCAAAAAAAACCGCAAUUCAACCCCACCAGCCAUGAUUAUGAGAUUCGCCUCGACCGCAACUCACUUGUGGAGCGUGUGCCUGAGGAUAAGGAGACUUCGCAAAUCCCUUCCAUCAGCUUUAAUUUCCGGCGGAUUGCCGACCUUGAGACGGCUGAAGCGGGCAGUAUGGUGGACAUCAUCGGGUUGGUGGAGACGUGCGACGCCUGGCAGUCCAUCACCCGGCGCACGGGCGAGGAGACUCAGAAGCGCAGUAUGGUGGUCCGGGACGAGAGCGGCCGGUCCAUCGAGGUGACACUGUGGGGCCCGCUGGUCAACAAUCCUGGAGACCAGAUCGAGCAGAUGGUACGGUCGGGUGCGCGGCCCGUGUUUGCCGCCAAGGCGCUGCGAGUUGGCGACUUUAAUGGGAAGACGUUGUCGACGAUUGGGUCAUCCGUGCUGCGGAUCGACCCGAUGGACCUACCAGCCGCACAGCGGCUACGUAGCUGGUAUGACGGCGGCGGGCGUUCGCAAGCGGUCAACUCGCUCAGCAGCGCAGGCAUGGGCGGGGGCGCUGGCGGAAAGGCUGACCGGCGGACAACUUUCUCCGCGAUCAAGGGUGAGCACCUGGGCACUUCGGGCAAGCCCGACUGGAUUACGGUGUCGGCAGUGGUGGACAUGGUCAAGACGGACAGCCAGGGCGGUGGUCCGUCCGCGGUUGUGUAUCCCUCCUGCCCCCACGACUUCAACGGAAGGCCAUGCCAGAAGAAGAUGAUGGACAUUGGCGGUGGCAACUGGAAUUGUGAGAGAUGUAACUACUCCACGGAGAAUCCCGCCUGGCGGUACCUGGUGUCCAUGAGCGCUUGCGACCACACGUCCAAGCAAUACCUGACUGCGUUCGGAGAUGCGGGUGACGCAAUCUUUGGCCGCACGGCGGCUGAGGUGCGGCAGCUGGAGGCGGAGAACACCCAAGAAUUCGACAGGCUCACAGAAUCCAUUCGUUUCACGUCCUUCAUUUUCCGGCUUAAGGUUGCGGAGGACCACUAUAACGACGAAGCGCGGAUCAAGGUGUCCAUUUACCGCCUGGAGCGUCUCACGGACUUCGUCAAGGAAGGAAAUCUCAUGUUGCAGUACAUCAAGGCCCUGGAGAACGGGCAACCCGUCCUUUGCACGGGGGGACCCAGUGGGUCAGUUGCCGCGGCCGCAACCGCGGCUGGUGUAGGGGCUGGUGGUAGCGGUGGCGGCGGUGGUUACAACCCGCAAGGCGGUGGCCUGGGAGGGGGCCAGUAUGGCGGGCCGUCAAGCAGCAUGUACGGCACAGCCCCGCAGGCAACGAACCCGUAUACAAGCGCGCCGGCGACCAAUCCCUACGUUGCACCGGCGACCGGCCACGCAGGAGGCGGUCCGCCUCGAACACCACCUCCUGCAGGUGGGGGCGGCGGGAUGUACGGUGGGCCACCGACGGCGGCUGGCAGGCCACAACAGAGCAGCGGCGGUGGCAUGUACGGCGGUCCGCAGCAGCAACAGGGCGGGGGUGGUGGCUACAGUGGCAGUGGCAGCGGGGCCGGCUAUGGGGGACCUGUGGGAGGGGGUGGCUAUGGUGGGGGCGGCGGGGGGGGCUGGAAUGGAGGUGGCCCGCCGCGUCAGCAGCAAGGCAGUGCCGGCGGCGGUAUGUAUGGCGGACCGCCGCCGGCUCAACAACAGAACAAUACCAACAACAGUUACCAGGUGCCGCCCAACGCGUUUUGGUAAGGGGGGGGAUAUGCGGCCAACGGCGCAGCAGGUGCGUCAUGGCAUCCCACCAGGCCGUACAGGGAAGCAGGGUUGGACACCACAGGGUUGAGUGGGGAGGGUGCUGCAAGCUGGCAAGGGUCCUGUUGCAAGCCACAAGAUUGCAGAAUGCUGUUGCGGCCAACGUCUGGCGUGCACAUGGUGAUUGUUGCGCUGGGUGCUGUGCGCAUACUCUCCGAAGGUAUGUCGAAGACGCGCACGUCAAGGCUUCAAGAGCCGGUUUCGUCUGUUGAUGCGAUGCAAGGGAGUGCUGUUUGCCUCGCACCGCCCUUGUUCAUGUUUAGGUUGUUUUUUUAAUUACUGUCUGUCUGAUAGUCCUUAAAAGGGUCCAGCUGUUGGGAUUGAGUUUUCGGAGUGGUGUUGUGCAAGGGCUAAGGUGCAGCAAUGCGGUUUGCAGACGGGCCUGGAGAACUAUAAACCGAAUUGGUCGGCUGUAAGAGGACCGACACAAACUGCUUGGCG